Lathyrus sativus (Indian pea) is the source of this 1290-nucleotide messenger RNA. NCBI's taxonomy places the organism in Eukaryota, Viridiplantae, Streptophyta, Magnoliopsida, Fabales, Fabaceae. The record is from the annotation of a GenBank genome assembly.
AUGGAACAAUCUCUUUUAUCGGAACAAAGAAGUGAAUUGGCUGAGAAUCAGAAUGAAAAAUGGAGCUCGUAUCAGUACGUGGGUCGAACAGGUUCUGCAAUUCCCACUGCUUCGUUGGCUGGAACUGAGGUAAGUGUUGAUGAAAUUCGAUCUGCUGCUGCUGUUUCUUCUUCGGCGGGUUAUUAUCCUCCUUCUCUUCAUGGGGCUUUGGUUGGAUCACCUGAGCCUGAUCCUGCAGUGCAAGCUCUUGUUUAUCAAGGCGGAUAUGGAGGAGAUUAUGGAGAAGCCAGGCCUGAAUCCCGGAGGGAAACCUUGGAUGAAGUAGAGAUACGAGAGUUGCUGAUUGAUCACGUUGGUCAUCAUUGUUGUUGGGGUAGUCGUCCUGCUCGAACAUGGAAGAUUCAUGCAGUGGAAGACUGUAACGUUUAUGUUGGAACUCUCGAUACGUUUAUCGAAGAAAGAGAGAUCGUAAAAGAGACAGAGCCAUACCUUGGUGGCAGUAUUGAUGGUAAGGAUAAUGGACCGGCACUUAGUAUUUGGGAAUUGGAUCUAAGAUCUCAGUUCCCUGUUCUAUUUGUACCACACAAAGAAGUCCGUGAAAAAAUUCCCCAUUCGGAAAUUAUUGAAAAAUGCUCAGGUUGUGCCGGACGAGGAGGAAUAGUCUGUGGUACUUGCAAUGCCGACCAAGAACCUGGACAUUAUAAAGAAAAUCAGAUGACUCAGUGUCCUAGUUGUUAUGGAAGGGGUUUGAUUGCUCAUAAAGAUGGUUCUGACACUAUAUGUGUGAAAUGUAAUGGUAAAGGGAAGCUUCCUUGUGCAACUUGUGGAUCUCGUGGAUUACUUAAAUGUGAAACGUGUAAUGGAAGUGGUUCUCUUUUAGCACGCAGUGUAGCCAUUAUUAAGUGGAAGACACUUUCAACUCGGAAAGUAAAUGCAACAAGAGGAGCAGCAUCAGUACCGGAUGAGGUUUUCCAUAGAUCCCAAGGGGUUCAAUUAUGCAACACACAGGCUUACCAAUGCACUCCUGCCUUUUUUGCUGAUUCUUUUUUUCUCAACAAGUUCUCUUCUGAAGUCAUUGCUGAGAGAGCUCAAGUGCCUACCACUGCAAGGGUCAUUUGCGAGAGACAUACAAUUUCAGUUGUUCCGGUAACUCGCGUCACCAUGUCUCAUCGCCGGCAAUCCUUCAGUUUCUAUAUUGUAGGGUAUAACAGGGACGUUUACUUAAAGGAUUAUUACCCCUCUAGAUAUUGUUGGGGCCUGUGCCCUUGUUUGGAAUGGUUGAAGUUGUAA